This is a messenger RNA of Zalophus californianus (California sea lion), 3361 nucleotides long. It is a transcript of the gene BTNL9, whose product is annotated as butyrophilin like 9. The coding region runs from base 205 to 1791 and encodes 528 amino acids. Gene Ontology annotation, molecular function: signaling receptor binding. Gene Ontology annotation, cellular component: external side of plasma membrane. The record is from RefSeq and is a predicted model, not a curated record. NCBI's taxonomy places the organism in Eukaryota, Metazoa, Chordata, Mammalia, Carnivora, Otariidae. The transcript has 11 exons. Gene Ontology annotation, biological process: T cell receptor signaling pathway; regulation of cytokine production.
UAGAAGGUGGGUGGGUAAUUCUGUCACAGAUGAGUUGGCCCCCUGAACUCAGCUGCCAGCUCAUGUCCAGGGGACCUUAGUAUCUGGGACCAAGACAUUUUACUACAGUCAUGCCUUUUGCAGGGAGUUGAGCUCACCAGGAAUCAUCUGCCAUUUCAGACCCCUUGCUGCUACCUGCCAGGUGCCCCCCAGAGCUGAGAAGAAAUGGUGGAUUUCCCAGUCUUCCCGGACUUCUCCCAGGGAGUUCCUCUGCCCAGCAGUGUCUUCUUCCUCACCCAUCUCCUUCUUCUCCUCCAGCCCGGAGAGCUGAACUCAGAGGAGGUCAGGGUGGUGGGCCCUGGGGAGCCCAUCCUGGCACUCGUGGGAGAAGAGGUGGAGUUCUCGUGCCACCUGUCACCAUACCUGGAUGCCGAGGAUAUGGAGAUCCGCUGGUUCCGGAGUCAGACCUCUGAUGUGGUGCACCUGUACCAGGGGCGACAAGAGCUUCACAGCCAGCAAAUGGCGCAGUUCCGGAACAGGACCAAACUCAUCAAGGAUUAUAUCAUGGAUGGUAGCGUGAACUUGCAGCUCCGUGGUGUCAUUCCUGCCGAUGAGGGCCUGUAUGGGUGCCGUUUCCUCUCCAGCAACUUCUCCAGGGAAGCGGUCUGGGAGCUGGAAGUAGCAGGGCUGGGCUCAGACCCUCACAUCUCCCUCGAGGGCUUCAAGAAGGGAGACGUUCAGCUGAGGUGCAGCUCCAGUGGUUGGUACCCCAAACCCCAGGCUCAGUGGAAAGAUCAUAAAGGACAGUGCCUGCCUCCAGAGAUGGAAGCCAUUGUCCAGGAUGCCCGGGGCCUGUUUGAUCUGGAAACAUCUGUGGUUGUCCAAGGAGGUUCCCACAGCAAUGUGUCUUGCUCCAUCCAGAACUCUCUCCUGCUCCAGAAGAAAGAGUUCACCAUCCAGAUAGCAGACGCCUUUUUACCCGGAAGCUCCCCUUGGAAGAGGGCUUUCCUCGGGACUCUGGUUGGACUGCCUCUCCUCCUGGCUGCCCUCAUGACGCUGGCGCUGUACUUCCUUCAGAAGCAACGGAGGUGCCAAGAAAAUCUGAGGAAGCAGGCUGAGAAGGACAAAGAGAGACUCACAGCAGAGCUGGAGAAGCUUCAGACAGAGCUCGACUGGAGAAGGGCUGAAGGCCAGGCUGAGUGGAGAGCAGCCCAACAAUAUGCAGUGGACGUAACCCUUGAUCCAGCCUCGGCGCACCGCAGCCUGGAAGUCUCUGAGGAUGGCAAGAGCGUGUCCUCCUGCACAGCAGUGCCUGGCCCUGUGGUGGGGGACCCCCAGCGGUUCUCUGAGCAGACGUGUGUGCUGAGCUGUCAGCGCUUCUCUGCUGGCCGCCACUACUGGGAAGUGCACGUGGGCAGGCGCAGCCGCUGGUUCCUGGGUGUAUGUUUGGCCUCAGUGCCUCGCAUGGGGCCGGGGCACCUAAGCCCAGCCAAUGGCUACUGGGUGAUGGGGCUGUGGAACCGCUGUGAGUACUUCAUCCUGGACCCACACCGCGUUGCGCUCACCCUGCGUGUGCCGCCACGGUGUGUGGGCAUCUUCCUGGAUUGGGAGGCAGGAAAACUGUCCUUCUUCAAUGUGUCAGAUGGGUCCCACAUCUUCACCUUCACCCACACCUUCUCAGGGACUCUCUGUGCGUAUUUCAGGCCCAGAGCUCAUGAUGGUGGUGAACACCCAGAUCCCCUCACCAUCUGCCCAGUGCCUGUUAGCAGGACAUGCAUCCUUGAAGAGGAUGAAACUGAUAGCUGGUUAUAGCCCUAUGAGCCCUUGGAUCCCACCCUGGGCCUGUGGUGAGGCACUCUUUCCUGCCUGGGUCCUUGGCAGCUUCCAGGACACCUGGCUGGGAUUUGCUCUCACAUUUCCUCUAGAGUGGAGGAAACAUCACCAAAAUGUCAGCAAAGGCUAAAGACUCAGCACAGCAGAAGCAAACAAAAAGAGGAAUCUUUACCUAUAGAUGGGGUAUGCAUGAAUAUAUAUAUGUAUGAUUUUCUUUAAUGAAAAAAGGGAAUUCCAAAGCUUGUUUGUGUGUAUGAUAGGACUAAACAAAGGAGGAACAAUAAAUUCAUGUUGUUGGGAGCUGCAGUGCGUACUGUGGGAGACCAGAAAGAAACUGGAAUGGGGGGAAAAUGGUGGGUAACCUUACUGGAUUGGAUAAGAAGUAUCAGUUAACUUGUAUUUUUUAAAUAUUUUCUGUAUAUGUAUUCUAGCUCUAAAAUGUCUAGAAGCAAUGAUACCUCAAAGUAGUGAGUUCACUUAGGGCUUUUAAAAUGUCACUUCCCACUGAAAUGAACUUGGAGAAAUGGCUGAUUCCAGGGUUGGAGCAGAGAAAGUACAGGUGAAUCUGGAACAUCUUGUGUUCAAAUGUGCUCAGGAACUGAUGGGGCCAUAGGAACCAGGGUGGAGAUACUCCACUGACCAGUUACGGGACAGUUUGAACUUUAAAAUGAAUCAAGACAAGGAUGAAUAAUGACAAGAAUUGAUCAACAAGGGAUUGGGCAAGUAAGAAAAUUCCCUCUGUGUGCUGAGAGGUUUUUCAGUCAGAGAUGAAAUACAGAAUUACAGAAAGAGGAAAGAAGAAAAUGAAAGAGUAGCUCUGUGAACUCACAGUUUUUACAAUGUACAGAUAGAUGGAGCACACGCAUACACGUGAUAAAUAGGUAGACAGAUAGAUUUGUGUGUGCACACACAUGGUUCCUGGCUCUGUCAGUUUUGACAGGAACAAUAACGCUCCAGUACCAAUGAGCACACCUAGCAUCCAGAACUUAGUUUUUAGUACUAUUUUCCACUAAAAGGAACCAAGGCUCCUUCGAGAAGUGAUGGACUCCAGGGCUGAGUCAGGGAAAAUACAAGAUAGGUGUAAUAUUAUGAUUAAUGAGAAGUAUAUGGUCUUCCACCUAGAUUCUGGCACAGAACUAAAACCCUUAGACUUUCCUAAGUGAUAAGAGCUUUUGAUAUUCAUAACAUUGAUAAGUGUCUUUUGAUAUUCAUAACAAGCCCCUUUCAACCACACCUCAGUUAUGUUAGUGAAAUGACUUCUAGAAAGCCCCCUAAGGGUGGAGCUGGUUUUCAGGGGAACCAAGUAUAUGAUUAAAAGGUUGAAAUUUAGCCCCCCACCCCACCCCCACCACCCACCCCUAAACUCACAGAGUGAAGAAAGGCUGGAGAUUAAGUUCAGUCACCAGUUGUAGACCCACACCUAUGUGGUCAUUAAUCUUCUGCAAAACAGGAAAGAAUAUCUGAUGCAAAAAAGACAGUCUAUUCAACACAUGGUAUUGGGAAAACUGGACAACAACAUGAAAAGAAUGAACUGGACCAUUUUUUUAAA